Molecule: messenger RNA, 1491 nt
Organism: Aspergillus pseudotamarii
Lineage: Eukaryota; Fungi; Ascomycota; Eurotiomycetes; Eurotiales; Aspergillaceae
Product: major facilitator superfamily domain-containing protein
Exons: 2
Coding region: 1-1491 (496 amino acids)
Biological process (GO): transmembrane transport
Molecular function (GO): transmembrane transporter activity
Source: RefSeq, a predicted model, not a curated record
AUGAGCGAAGCUCCGCCUGAAAAGUCAGCUGUAUCUUACAGCAUAACACCGGGCACUCAGUCCGAAAAGAACAAUGAUGAUGCGCCAGAACUUCAGGCAAUUCUGGUUGACUUUGACGACGAAUUUCCUCAUCCAAAUCAAUGGCCCUUUACUCGACGUUGGGCCAUAACAGUUCUCAUCACGCUCCUUAAUGUGCUGGUCAACCUGUCCACAACGAUCGUGGCCCCGUCACUAGACAAGAUAUGCGCCGAGUUGAAAAUGGACCCCAAUAUCGAAGGGCCGCUGACAAUAUCUGCAUAUGUCCUGAUGCUUGCGCUGGGACCGCUGCUGCUGGCGCCCUUUAGUGAGCUGUGGGGGCGCGUACCGUUGAUCCACGCCGGUAACCUAGUGUAUGCGGUGUUCAAUCUCGCGUGCGGCUUCGCGCAAAACAGGGCACAGCUUGUGGCAUUCCGAGUAUUGUCAGGAUUCGGGAGUGGUGCAAGUCCUGUGGUGGGAAUCGGAAUGAUCAGCGAUCUUUUCCCAGCGGAGCAGCGUGGCAAAGGCCUCGCUGUGCUCAACAUGGCCUUCAUUCUCGCGACCCCGAUCGGUGCUAUUGUGGGCGGCUUCACUAGCUACUCGGCAUCCUGGCGCUACGACUUCUACGCCACCUCCGCCGUCUCCGGUGUUCUGAUCAUGAUUAGCGCCCUCGUCUUCCGCGAGACCUAUCCUCCUGUCGUCCUUGGCCGCCGAAAGCAGCAGCUUCUCAAGAACGAUCCCAGCCAUGGUAUUUAUAGGACGCCCUACGAUAAUGACCACCACACCCUGGCGGCCCUCUACUACAAGACUCUUAUCCGCCCAGUCCAGUUCCUGACUACACAGCCUAUCAUCCAGCUACUCUCCCUCUAUGCCGCCAUCAUGUACGGAACUACAUACCUCAUCUUCUCAACUUUCCCAACACUCUGGGAAAAGCACUACGGAGAACCCAAGGAUCUCGCCUCGUUGCACUUCAUCGCACCUGGAAUCGGCUACUUCAUCGGCAUUCAGAUCGGCAUGUUCACCGCCGACCGCAUAUACCUAGCGCUGAAGCGACGAAACCAUGAUGAAGGGCGCCCGGAAUUUCGCCUCCCACUGCUGGCCGUCAGUGCGGUGUGCGCUCCACCCGCCCUCUUUUGGUAUGGCUGGACGGCCGAGGCGAAGCUGCAUUGGUCCGUGCCGAAUGUUGCCAUCGUGUUCCUGAUGUGUGGAUGCACCAUUGUCUUCCAAUGUGUCACGGCCUAUUAUAUCGACGCGUUCCCGCUCUAUGCCGCCAGUGCAUCGGGUUCAUCGUUCCUCCUGAGAGGUCUCUGCGCCUUCGGAUUCCCCUUGUUUGGGCCCUCCAUGUACGAGCACCUCGGCUACGGCUGGGGAAACAGCCUUUUAGGGUUCCUGGCAUUGGCCGUAGCGGUGCCGGUGCCCUUGGUGCUGUGGUUCUAUGGGGAGCGUUUGCGGAGAGUCAGCAGUUAUACCAUGUAA